AUGAAGCUCCUCUACCCCACGUCCCUCAAGCUCGACGUCGACAGCCUCCAGGGCUUCUCGGUCGAGCUCGUCCCCUACGACGUCAAGACGGCCAUCCCCGAGGAGCACACCGACGCCGAGGGCCUCAUCACCUGGACCAACACGGCCGACAACCUCAAGGACGCCGCCGCCCGCCUCAAGAACCUCAAGUGGAUCCAGUCGCUCGCCGCCGGACCCAACGACGUCCUCAACGCCGGCUUCGACACCUCCAAGAUCACCGUCACCACCGGCUCCGGCCUCCACGACCACACCGUCGCCGAGCACGCCCUCGGCCUGCUCCUCAACGCCGCCCGCCGCUUCUACGAGAUGCGCGACUACCAGCUGCAGGGCAAGUGGCCCGGCCACCUCGGCGGGCCCCAGCCCGACCGUCCCGCCGGCGCCUUCACCACCCUCCGCGACGCCCGCGUCCUCGUCUGGGGCUUCGGCAACAUCGCAAAGGCCCUGACCCCGCACCUCCGCGGCCUCGGCGCCCACGUCAAGGGCAUCGCCCGCCACCAGGGCGUCCGCGACGGCGUCGAGGUCUACGGCGAGGACAAGCUGCCCGAGCUGCUGCCCGAGACCGACGCCCUCGUCAUGAUCCUCCCCGGCUCCGACGCCACCAAGAACGCGCUCAACGCCGAGCGCCUGAGGCUGCUGCCCAAGCACGCCUGGAUCGUCAACGUCGGCCGCGGCACCUCGGUCGACGACGACGCCCUGGUCGACGCCCUCGAGCAGGGCGAGGUCGGCGGCGCCGCCCUCGACGUCUUCGUCACCGAGCCCCUGCCCGAGUCGAGCCGGCUGUGGAAGGCGCCCAACGUCGUCGUCUCGCCGCACGCCGCCGGCGGCCGGCCCCAGGGAGCCGAGGAGCUGAUCGCCUACAACCUGAGGCGGUACCGCGCCGGUCAGUCGCUGAAGAACGUCAUCUGA
This is a messenger RNA of Colletotrichum higginsianum IMI 349063, 945 nucleotides long. RefSeq names its product D-isomer specific 2-hydroxyacid dehydrogenase. Bases 1 to 945 code for a protein of 314 amino acids. The record is from RefSeq and is a predicted model, not a curated record. Lineage: Eukaryota; Fungi; Ascomycota; Sordariomycetes; Glomerellales; Glomerellaceae. The transcript has a single exon. Gene Ontology annotation, molecular function: oxidoreductase activity, acting on the CH-OH group of donors, NAD or NADP as acceptor; NAD binding.